Colletotrichum scovillei is the source of this 539-nucleotide messenger RNA. RefSeq lists its product as uncharacterized. The record is from RefSeq and is a predicted model, not a curated record. Lineage: Eukaryota; Fungi; Ascomycota; Sordariomycetes; Glomerellales; Glomerellaceae. The coding region runs from base 249 to 539 and encodes 96 amino acids. The transcript has a single exon.
AUAGAAUACAUGUCUUCGACUUGAUUCUAUAACAGAUCAAAACAAUAACCACUUGGCGCCAAGAAAACACGAUUUGUGCCAGCACAUCGCUCGAGGACUGUUGAUCCAGUGUUCUUUGCUCAGAACCAUAUUAUAUCAAGACUGCCUCCCGCCCACACGUACUCCGAACGAAUCUCCUGCUACCAGAUCAGUCCGAUCGAGAGCUGUCUACAACCAUUCUCCUUGGCGCACAAGCGUUCUGAUCAAACAUGUCUGAUCAACUCAGCAAAACCGACAGUCAAACGCCGCUUAUAAAGCACGAAACCUCCGAGUCUAAGCCAACAUCCACGCCGAAGAAAAGGUCACUCUAUCAACGCAUGCAAGACCGAAACCGAGUUGAGAUUUCCGAGGAGGAAUUGCAAAAGUACACGGGGAUGAGCAAGGCGGGUCUGCAGGAUUGGGCCAAGGACCGCCCGGGGGUUGGAGCAAAAACACCCGCUAACACGGGGAAGAAGUUCGAGUCUUGGGAAUCUAUGCGUGUUACUACAGGGAUUAUGUGA